Messenger RNA from Malus domestica (apple), 1927 nucleotides. Lineage: Eukaryota; Viridiplantae; Streptophyta; Magnoliopsida; Rosales; Rosaceae. The record is from RefSeq and is a predicted model, not a curated record.
UAAAAUACAAGUUAAACUCAGAACAAAUAUUCUCCAAAUCCCCAAUUAAUUAAGCAAAGAUGACCAAGUUUCUAUGGGGGUUUGUGCUACUCAUCACCCUCUCAACAGUUGGAGAGGGAAACACGAGUCCCAACCGAGCAUGCAACCCCGAUGACCUCAAAGGUCUAACCAGUUUCAAGGCCGGAAUCCACGUUGACACUUCCGACCGCCUAGCGACAUGGGUUGGCAGUGAUUGCUGCGCGUGGGAUGGCAUUACCUGCGACAAUAGGACCGGCAGAGUGACAGAGAUCAACCUACCAGGCUUCAUGACAAAAGAUGAUGCUCCUUUCGAUGCCUGGAUGGAAGGUUCUCUCUCUUCCAAAAUAACUCUCAUAUCAUUCCUUGAAGUUCUGCAUCUUGGUGGUUACUCUGGCCUUUCCGGGAAGAUCCCAAAACUCAUAGGCUUUCGCCUUCCGAAGCUCCGAAAGCUCUACCUCUACAAAAACAGCCUCACUGGACCAAUACCAGAAUCCAUUGGUAGGCUUUCAAAUCUAGAAGAACUUUUUCUGCCUGGGAACAAAUUUUCUGGGUCAAUCCCAUCAAGCAUUGGUAGCCUUAAGAAUCUGAGUUCGCUACAAUUGUACUCGAAUCGCCUUUCGGGUUGUAUGCCAGAUUCACUUGCAAGUUUGACAAAUUUGGUGCAUUUGGAUCUUAAUAGCAAUUCUCUAACUGGUCACAUCCCACAGAGAAUUGGUCAGUUGCAAGUCUUGCAAGACCUUGAUCUUUCAAACAAUCUUUUGUCCGGUAAGCUUCCACCUUCAAUGGCUAAUCUUUCAGCCAUUCAAGUUAUUUGGUUGGACACUAAUUUUCUUGAGGGGCCAAUUCCAUUCCCGUCAAGCUCUGCGAAAAUGACUUCUCUCAGGCUCUUAAGGCUGCAGAAUAAUCGACUCAUCGGAAAAAUACCACCCAACUUCGGAGAUCUGGUUUCGCUCGAAGUUGCUUUCUUAUCAAAUAACAAGCUUGAAGGAGAAAUUCCAAAAUCCAUUGGUCAACUCUCACAUCUUGCAUACUUCAACAUCGCUCACAAUAUGAUUCAAGGAUCACUGCCUUCUGAGAUGUCUUCCCUCAAAAAUCUCAACUCGCUCGAUCUGUCAUUCAACCGUUUGAGAUUCUCCUCCGUUCCAAGAUGGUUUGCAGAGUUGCCUGUUUCUCGAAUUUCCUUGGCAAGUUGCGGAAUUCAGGGCCAAAUUCCAGAGCUCUUACGCACGAUUCCGACUCUCAUACAAGAACUAGACUUAUCAGCCAACAAUCUCACCGGAAGCAUUCCGACAUGGAUUGGAGAUGGAAAGUUUGCUCAGGCGCUCUACUCAUUAAACCUGUCCGAUAAUUCGCUUGUUUCAAAGAUCCCCGACUCAAUCGCAAACUUGCAAAGGUUGAUUUUGCUUGAUCUCCACGCAAACAAGUUAGCUUCCAACUUGCCAGAGGCCUUGGGAAAUCUAAGCAUGCUAAAGACUCUCGAGUUGCAGCAAAACCGCUUUUCCGGGAAAAUUCCAUACGGGUUGUUGAAGUUGAGAGAGCUAAAAACGUUGAACUUAUCAGACAAUCUUCUGGAGGGGAAAAUCCCAGAGGGUAAACCGCUCAGUGACUUUCCGAAAAGCUCUUACUCCGGAAACAAUGGCUUAUGCGGAAAGCCUCUGGCUCCCUGCAAAGCCUAGUUGAAGGCCUCCUAUCUAUGCAGCCAAAUAACUUUUGGAAUAGAGCUCUAAAUCUCCGAUUUAUAUAAAUUUAUAUUUCUUUCAAGCAUCUGAUCUUAAGUAGUUUGAAAACUGAAGGAUGCUUGUUGCCUCAGUUCAUUGGAGAUUCUUUAGAGUAUAAAACGACACAAAAGAUGACAGAAUUUCUUCUUGAAUUUGAGCUGUAUUAAUGAAUAAUUAUAAGAUUUACAUAA